UUAUUACAACUCUUCCAGUACCUCCUGAAAAACGUGUGCAACGCGAACGCAAUUAUUCAGUAUUCGAGAAAAAUUCCAAUCGCAAAAAAUAAAAAAAUCUUUGAAAUAAAAGUGUAUUAUUUGUGAAACAAUUGAAUAAAUCUAAAAAAUAAAACAAAAUGUUGCGCGCUACAAAGUUUUUGCCACGUUUGAUUGGACAACGUCAGGCCACCGCUUUGGUGUCGGGGAAAAAUUCUAGCAUAUUCGAAAAUCAAUUAGCCGCUCUGAACAAUGGACUUGCCGCACAAUUGCGUCACAAAUCUGGUGAAGUCAAAGGUGCUGUCAUCGGUAUUGAUUUGGGUACCACCAACUCAUGUGUGGCAGUUAUGGAAGGCAAACAGGCUAAGGUUAUUGAAAAUGCCGAAGGUGCCCGUACCACACCAUCUCAUGUAGCUUUCACCAAGGAUGGCGAACGUUUGGUUGGUAUGCCUGCCAAACGUCAAGCUGUUACCAAUGCCGCCAACACAUUCUAUGCCACCAAACGUUUGAUUGGUCGCCGUUUCGAUGAUCCUGAAAUUAAAAAAGAUUUAAAGAAUUUGUCAUAUAAAGUGACCAAAGCCUCGAAUGGUGAUGCCUGGGUUCAAUCUUCGGACGGUAAAGUGUAUUCUCCAUCGCAAAUUGGUGCUUUUGUGUUGAUGAAAAUGAGAGAGACUGCUGAAGCCUAUCUGAAUACACCUGUGAAGAAUGCUGUCGUUACCGUACCCGCCUAUUUCAAUGAUUCGCAACGUCAGGCCACCAAAGAUGCUGGCCAAAUUGCCGGUCUGAAUGUAUUGCGUGUGAUUAACGAACCUACUGCUGCUGCUUUGGCUUAUGGCAUGGACAAGACUGAGGAUAAAAUCAUUGCCGUUUACGAUUUGGGUGGUGGCACUUUCGAUAUUUCAAUUUUGGAAAUCCAAAAGGGUGUCUUCGAAGUCAAAUCCACCAAUGGUGACACCAUGUUGGGCGGCGAAGAUUUCGACAAUGCCAUCGUCAACUAUUUGGUUGCCGAAUUCAAGAAGGGCAGCGGAAUUGACAUUACCAAGGAUUCGAUUGCUAUGCAACGCCUGAAGGAGGCUGCUGAAAAGGCCAAGUGCGAAUUGUCAUCUUCUCAACAAACCGACAUUAAUUUGCCUUACUUGACCAUGGAUGCCGCUGGACCCCAACACAUGAACUUGAAAAUGACCCGCUCGAAGUUGGAAAGUCUUGUAGGCGAUCUAAUUAAGCGUACCAUUCAACCCUGCCAAAAGGCUUUGUCUGAUGCCGAAGUCAACAAGUCUGAUAUUGGAGAAGUUUUGUUGGUAGGCGGUAUGACCCGUAUGCCCAAGGUACAGCAAACCGUGCAAGAUUUGUUUGGACGCCAGCCCUCACGCUCUGUGAAUCCCGAUGAAGCUGUUGCUGUAGGUGCCGCUGUUCAAGGUGGUGUCUUGGCUGGUGACGUAACAGAUGUCUUGCUAUUGGAUGUAACUCCCUUGUCAUUGGGUAUUGAAACUUUGGGUGGUGUAUUCACUCGCUUGAUUACCCGCAACACCACCAUUCCCACUAAGAAGUCUCAAGUGUUCUCGACUGCUGCCGAUGGUCAAACCCAAGUGGAAAUUAAGGUUCAUCAAGGAGAACGUGAAAUGGCCGCCGAUAACAAGAAAUUGGGUUCCUUCACCUUGGUUGGUAUUCCUCCAGCCCCCCGUGGUGUGCCACAAAUUGAAGUUGUCUUCGAUAUUGAUGCCAACGGUAUUGUGCAUGUGUCUGCCAAGGAUAAGGGUACCGGCAAGGAACAACAGAUUGUUAUUCAAUCCAGUGGUGGUCUUAGCAAAGAUGAAAUCGAAAAUAUGGUCAAGAAGGCCGAAGAAAUGGCAGCCCAAGAUAAGAAGAAGCGUGAAUUGGUAGAAUUGGUGAAUCAAGGUGAAAGCAUUGUACACGAUACAGAAACCAAAAUGGAAGAAUUCAAGAGUCAAUUGCCUGCUGAAGAGUGCGAGAAACUGAAGAAGGAAAUCACUGAAUUGCGUGAACUGUUGGCCAACAAGGAGACAGCUGAACUAGAGGAUGUACGCAAAGCCACCAGCAAUUUGCAACAAUCCUCAUUGAAACUAUUCGAAAUGGCAUACAAAAAGAUGGCUUCUGAACGUGAAAGCCAAAAUGCCGGCAGCAGUUCGUCAGAAGAACAACCCAGCAGCGAAGAAAAGAAAACCGAGGGCAAGAAUUAAGGAUCUCCUUUGACAUUCUUAGUAACUGUCUUCUAAUUUUAUUUUAAUUUUAUAUAUAUAGUUAUGUUGACAAUAAGUUAUUUCCUCCUCACUACUCUAGGGCUUAAAUUUGAUUUUUUUUAAUUAGCAAAGAACAAUUAUCAUCCCUGUAUCCAGUCGUAGGGCAACAUAAAGUUUUUAUUGUUUAUUAUGCUUGCCCGCAUAUCAUGGAAGCCAAUUUUUCUGGCUUUACGCAUGAUGUGUGAGUGGAUGCAUAUGGACAAACCCCUCGUUUUUUUUUUGUGUGGGCGUAAUACGGUUCGAACGUAAUACUUUAUAGAUUUUACCUUAGUUUCUAGCGUUUAGUAGUAGCGUAUUGCGCUUUAAAUCCCCCUUGUACAUUGAAAAUGAAACGAAUCACAUUAACUAGAGUAGUAGACCAUAAAACACCCCAAUCGCCGCCGCCAUCCAUUGAAUUUGGUUUGUUUGUUCCCCUUGUGAUCCCUUACUACUCUUUAGGCCCUCUCCCAGUGUCCCUCUUUUAAUUUGUUCAGACUUUUGUAAAACUCUCUUUGCAAAAGAAGCAGGAUAUCAUUUUUACUUUGAGAGAAAUCAAGCAAAAACAAAAACAAACGAUCGACUUUUUUUACAAAUAAUUUUCCAUGAAUUGUAUCUAAAGGAUAUCACCAAAAAUUAAUUUGCGAUAUUCUAUUUUAGUUUAAAUUAAGCUUUUUUUGUUAUAUGGAAUGUAUUACCCAUUAUUUCGGUAAUGUGUUCUGCUCGUGUGUUUCAAACGAAAAGAAGGAUACUGUAAAAAGGAUAAACCAAAACAUUUAUUAUAAAUAAAAAAAAUAUCUAGUUACAUAUUUACAGAAGAAAUAAAAAAACACAAAUUUUAAA
Molecule: messenger RNA, 3095 nt
Organism: Stomoxys calcitrans (stable fly)
Lineage: Eukaryota; Metazoa; Arthropoda; Insecta; Diptera; Muscidae
Gene: Hsc70-5
Product: heat shock 70 kDa protein cognate 5
Exons: 6
Coding region: 159-2216 (685 amino acids)
Biological process (GO): protein refolding; cellular response to unfolded protein
Cellular component (GO): cytoplasm; mitochondrion
Molecular function (GO): ATP hydrolysis activity; ATP-dependent protein folding chaperone; heat shock protein binding
Source: RefSeq, a predicted model, not a curated record